Cladophialophora psammophila CBS 110553 is the source of this 3024-nucleotide messenger RNA. RefSeq lists its product as uncharacterized. Gene Ontology annotation, molecular function: ATP-dependent DNA damage sensor activity; mismatched DNA binding; ATP binding. The transcript has a single exon. Gene Ontology annotation, cellular component: nucleus. Gene Ontology annotation, biological process: mismatch repair. Lineage: Eukaryota; Fungi; Ascomycota; Eurotiomycetes; Chaetothyriales; Herpotrichiellaceae. The record is from RefSeq and is a predicted model, not a curated record. The coding region runs from base 1 to 3024 and encodes 1007 amino acids.
AUGCGGCCACUCAUUAAACCACUCCAUGGCCGAGACCUCCGACUGCUAGAAAGCAUCGUUCGCCCGCGGGCGCUCCUGGUCCCCUACGCUCGGUAUCGAGAGACAAUCAAGCCUACAGCCAAACAAUGGGUCCCUGCCGAAGGCCAGUGCCGGGGAGCAAAAUCGGUGUCGAGGAGGAAGGUGAAAGAACUACAACAAGGCACGAUCCAGGCUGAACCUCUCCCCGAACUGCCUGCCGACGAUGAGCCCCAGUAUCCGACAGUGCUCAAGGGUGCGAAAUCCAACAUGGCCAAAUUUGAUAAUUGCGUCCUGCUCACAAGAGUCGGCAAUUUCUACGAAUUGUACUUCGAGCAGGCGGACGAAUAUGGGCCUCUCCUCGGUCUCAAAGUCGGUCACAAGCAAACCAAGCUUGGUCCAGUUGCGAUGGCUGGGUUUCCCUUUUUCCAGUUGGACAGAUUCCUGAAAAUGCUUGUACAAGAUCUCAACAAAUAUGUUGCCAUAUGCGAAGAAUUCUUGGUCCAGGUGUCCGGCAAGGUCAAAUCAGGUGGUCUCAAACACGACCGUCGUGUGACAAGAGUAGUUACCCCAGGCACACUGAUUGAUGAGAAGUUCCUCGACCCAUACGAAUUCAACUUCCUCCUCUCUGUUGCUCCAGAGCCUAUCGCGAUUGAUCACAUCGGCGGCAGCACCUACGAAGCUUCAGAACACGAGCCCGAACAAAAGAUUGGCCUUGCUUGGUUGGAUCUAUCUACGGGCGACUUCUGCACGCAGACCACUGAGCGCAGCUCAUUCUCUUCAGCGCUGACUAGAAUUGACCCACGGGAGAUCAUUCUGCCUUGUAAAGUUUCUGAAGACAUUCGCGACGAGGUGCAGAAAAUUGUCGGUCAUGAUCAUCGACUUCUCACAUCGCACGAGCCCGAGAGUGAUUUUGUAUCCAUGGCAGAAUGGAACGAAAUGCUCGAGUCCCCUGUGGCUGAAAAUGCAGACGAGAUUUUCAACACAGCAGAAAAGUUAGCUGGUCAUCGACUUCUAGACUAUGUCUGCCAUCGGCUGCAGGGAUUACAACUUCGUCUGCAGCCGCCACGUCAAAGGGAACUCCAGUCUACUCUGAGCAUUGAUCGUAACAGUCUCAGAGGGUUGGAGAUUCUGGAAACCGCACGAGACGGCCUUGGGAAGGGCAGUUUGUUUCAUGCUGUCAAGAGGACCUCAACCAAAAGUGGUGCUCGUCUUCUCCGAGACCGUCUCACGUCACCAUCGGCCUCUCUGACUGAAAUCAAUGACCGACUUGAGUUGGUGUCAGUAUUCGUUGAACACGAGGCAUUCACAGAGUCUUUGAUCUUCCGGCUUCGACGAACAUUCGAUGUCCAACGUAUCGUUCAGAAAUUUGCUCUGAACAAAGGAGACGCCGAUGACAUGCUGUCACUAGCGAGCGCCAUCGCAGAGACUAUCGCAACGAAUGAUCUUCUCCAGUCAUUGGACAAAGACAUCAACACUGCGGAGACCCAUGGAUUUAAUCAGACAGAUGUGGUACAGCCCCUCCAAAAGCUUCUACGACGUUUUGAUCUACAGGGUCCAGCUGAGCUUCAAGCUCUGAUUACAUCUGCCAUUGACGAGCAAGGUCUCAUGCAGAAGCAUCGGCUUGAAGACGAUGAAGCGGCAAGUGUGGCAGCUAUGGCACAUGAUGUCGUAUUGCAAAGUGCUCCAGACGAAUUAGGGUUGUUGCCUAAAGCUGUCAGGACGCGGAGCAAGUCGGAAGACCAGAAGAAGGACGAGAUCGAAUUAGAAGAACUGUGGAUAAUGCGUCGCAAUGCUAGUGAGGCGCUACUACGGCUCCAUGAAGACCUGGAUUCAUUGCAGACUGAGAAAGUCAGCCUGGCGAACAGACUGCGAGAGGAACUAUCUGCGCCAACUUUGAUACUCAAGUCCACACCCGGCCUAGGCCACAUUUGCCAUAUCCGCAGCGCUACAGGCUUCAACCGAGAGAAACUGGAAUCACUCCAUGCCAAAAUGGUAUCAUCUUCAAAGAGCACUCGUUCCUUCUAUCUGAGUGACUGGACUCGGCUGGGCCGUCGAAUCGAUCAAGCGGUCCUACACAUCCGAGACGAAGAAAGACGAAUCUUCGCAACCAUGAGGGAGCAUGUCAUCAAGAACCUCGUGACAUUGCGGCGUAAUGCGGCCGUCAUGGACGAACUAGAUGUCGCAAGCGCCUUUGCUCUCCUUGCUACGGAGCAAUCAUGGGUUCGACCCAUCCUCAACAACGGUACCGAACAUAAAAUCAUCGGGGGGCGGCAUCCUACGGUCAAGGAAGGAUUAGAAGCACAAGGCAGAUCUUUUGUCAGCAACAAUCUCGUCCUUGACCACAAUGAGCGAAUAUGGCUGGUGACAGGGCCCAACAUGGGGGGCAAGAGUACAUUUCUCCGGCAAAAUGCCCUGCUUACAAUACUUGCCCAGGCCGGCUCCUACGUACCAGCCGCGCACGCCGAGAUUGGGCUUGUGGACCAGAUUUUCAGUCGGAUCGGGGCCGCGGAUGACUUGUUUCGAGACCAGUCUACCUUCAUGGUGGAGAUGCUGGAGACCGCAGCCAUUUUGAAGCAUGCCACUCGAAAGUCUUUUGUCAUCAUGGACGAAGUCGGGCGGGGCACGACUCCUGAAGACGGCACAGCCAUUGGGUAUGCGAGCUUGUAUCACCUUUAUCACGUCAACAAAUGCCGGACACUCUUCGCGACCCAUUUCCAUUCACUGGCAGAUAUGACGCGGAGUUGGACAAAACUAGGCUGUUACUGCACUGAUGUGGUAGAGGACGAAAGCGGCUCAUUCGUGUUUCUGCACCGGUUGAAGAAGGGCAUCAACAGACACUCUCACGCAUUGAAGGUUGCAAAAUUGGCAGGACUGCCUCCAGCAGCGCUCAAAGUUGCAGAAAAUGUUCUCCGAGAGAUUAUGGCGGAGAAGAGUAACAUACAAGCACAACCUCCAGCAGAUGUAGCAGAAGAAAGGGAAAAGACAUUAAUGGCUGCAAUCAGGUGA